GACGCGAAGGUGGGAGCAGGAGGGGCGCGGAGCCGCGCCAGCUCCAUGCCGCAGGAUGCGCUGAGCGGGGGGUGGGAGCUGCCGCCGCCGCCGCCGCCGCCGCCGCCCGGGAGCAUCGCAGCGCGGCCGGGAUGGAGGCGCUGAGACGCUGCCGGCCCCAGGCUGCCCGCUCCGCCCGCCGCCGCCGCCGCGCCCGAGCCGCCGCUCUCCCGUCGGGAGCCAUGUAACCGCCCGGCUGCUCGCGGAUCGCUCCGGCCCCCGGCUCGCUGCCGAGAUGAAGAAGCAAUUCAACCGCAUGCGGCAGCUCGCCAACCAGACCGUGGGCAGAGCUGAAAAAACAGAAGUCCUGAGUGAAGAUCUCUUGCAGGUGGAGAAGCGGUUGGAGCUGGUGAAGCAGGUCUCCCACAGCACUCACAAGAAACUGACAGCCUGUCUGCAGGGGCAACAAGGCGUGGAUGCUGACAAGCGCUCAAAAAAGUUACCUUUGACGACGCUGGCCCAGUGCUUAACGGAAGGCUCCGCCAUUUUAGGGGACGACUCUCUACUGGGGAAGAUGCUCAAAUUAUGCGGCGAGGCGGAAGAUAAACUAGCCCAGGAGCUCAUCCAUUUCGAGCUGGAAGUAGAACGGGAUGUGAUCGAGCCUCUGUUUGUGCUAGCUGAGGUGGAAAUCCCAAAUAUCCAAAAACAGAGGAAGCAUUUAGCAAAAUUAGUCUUGGAUAUGGAUUCCUCACGGACAAGGUGGCAGCAGUCGGCGAAGUCGUCAGGUUUGUCGAGCAACCUGCAGCCGUUGGGUGCCAAAGCGGACGCUCUCAGGGAAGAGAUGGAGGAGGCGGCGAACAGAGUGGAGAUUUGCAGGACCAACAGGGGCCACACACAGGGCAUCACUGACCAUCCUAAGAUUGCCAAUUGGAGAGGCUCAGAUGCUGAGCUGUUGAAGGACCAGCUCUCAGCUGACAUGUACAAUUUCGUGGCCAAAGAAAUAGACUAUGCAAACUACUUCCAAACUUUAAUAGAAGUGCAAGCAGAAUACCAUAGGAAGUCAUUAGCACUUUUACAGAACGUGUUGCCUCAGAUAAAAGCACAGCAGGAAGCCUGGAUCGAGAAGCCCUCCUUCGGGAAGCCCCUGGAGGAGCACCUGGCCGUCAGCGGGCGGGAGAUCGCCUUCCCCAUCGAGGCCUGUGUCACCAUGCUGCUGGAGUGCGGAAUGCAGGAGGAGGGUCUCUUCAGGGUGGCUCCUUCUGCAUCCAAGUUAAAGAAGCUCAAGGCAGCUCUCGACUGCUGCGUGGUGGAUGUGCAGGAGUAUUCAGCAGACCCCCAUGCCAUUGCAGGGGCACUGAAGUCCUAUCUCCGAGAGCUUCCAGAGCCUCUCAUGACCUUUGAGCUCUAUGACGAAUGGAUUCAAGCUUCCAACAUCCAGGACCAAGACAAGAGGCUGCAGGCCCUGUGGAAUGCCUGCGAAAAACUGCCCAAGGCCAACUACAACAACAUCAGGUACCUAAUCAAAUUCCUAGCAAAGCUAACAGAAUACCAGGAUGCUAACAAAAUGACACCAAGCAAUGUGGCGAUAGUGCUGGGCCCCAACCUCCUCUGGCCUCAAACAGAAGGAAACAUCACGGAGAUGAUGACGACGGUGUCUCUGCAGAUCGUGGGGAUUAUCGAGCCCCUCAUCCAGCAUGCCGACUGGUUCUUCCCCGGAGACAUUGAAUUCAACGUGACCGGGAACUACGGCAGCCCCAUGCACGUCAACCACAACGCCAACUACAGCUCCAUGCCGUCCCCUGACAUGGACCACUCCGACCGCAAGCAGCACGACCAGGCCCGGCGCCCCCUCAGCGUGGCCACGGACAACAUGAUGCUGGAGUUUUACAAAAAGGAUGGCCUUAGGAAAAUCCAAAGCAUGGGCGUCAGGGUGAUGGACACAUCUUGGGUGGCCCGCAGAGGCACCACCAUAGUUCGAAAAGCGUCCUCCACCCCGCCUGCCAUGCAGCCCCCCGCGCCGCCUUCCGAUCUCGCUGCAACUCCUCAGUCACCAAUUCCUGAGCAAUCUCUUGAUAUUUCAGCUACUCCCUCCCCUACUCCAACUAGCUUCAGCUUCCAGCCAGGAGCCGAACGGACAAGCACGGAUGAUGUGUCGUCUAGUUGGUUGGACUCCUGUUACCACUACCUUUCCCCCGAGGACGACAGGCCCCCCCCUUACCCUUGCUAUCAGCACCUCCGCCAUUACCACCCCCAGGCUCGGCCCGAGGCCCCCUCGCCACCCUACCGGUGGUCGGGGCACAGCCAAACUCUGCCUCCCCGCUCCUCCUCCUCCUCCUCCUCCUCUCCCAGCCCUCAGCCGCUUGACAUUAACUCGAACCCAAAGCCCUGCUUUCUGCACCUCCCCAAGCAGAGCUCCCUUGCCGAAUCGCAUGCUCUCAAAACUAAUCUCUCCACCCCCUCCAUCAAACCCCCACUUGUCUUAGCCAAACCAGACCCACCUGGCGCUCCUUACCCCUCCCUUAUGUCAGCCUCUCCCCCCUGGGUCGGCUGCGCCAGCGACAGAGGAGCCGGCCUGACUAGUACUUUAAAAACCAAGGAGCUGUCGCCCGUGUCUGGGCAGAAAGGCAGCCCAGGCUCCGGUCAUGUGGCCCCAUGUGGGAGCAUGCAGCAGGUGGCCAGUCCCACUCAGCAGCUGUCCACGGAGCAGAGCCCUCACACACUGCGCAAAGUUUCAAAGAAGCUGGCUCCAAUCCCACCCAAGGUGCCCUAUGGCCAGUCAGGCGGUAUGUCCGACCAGUCCACAGGACAGCCAUCCCCCGUCAGCCUGUCUCCCACCCCUCCGAGCACCCCUUCACCCUAUGGACUGAAUUACCCACAUGGCUACUCACUGGCCUCAGGUCAGCUCUCCCCAGCUGCUGCUCCUUCCCUGUCUUCUCCUCCUUCCCUGACGAGCACUUUAACCAAGUCUCGACCCACCCCUAAGCCAAGGCAGAGGCCCACGCUGCCACCGCCACAGCCUCCCACAGCAAGCCUGACCGGCGCUAGCCCGCAGUCCAUGGACCACACCCUGCUAGAUGACAUGUCCCCCGGGGAAAGCAUGUCCACAGCUGUUUGAGGCGAGUGAUGCAAUAUUGGAUAGGUGUGAGGGGGAUUCUCAGGAUCUCGUCCACUUUGAUGUUCCUUCUAUACACAUUGAGGUUGAUCCUGCACUCCACGGAGAUCCGCUGGAACAAACCCAGAGACAUUCCGUGGCAGGGAAAGUCGAUUCAGAAGAGGAAGAAUCGGAAAGCACCGCCCUAUGACAUAGCGUCCCCUUCCCACAUUGACUCUCUUGUA
Messenger RNA from Dermochelys coriacea (leatherback sea turtle), 3315 nucleotides. RefSeq names its product Rho GTPase activating protein 44 (gene ARHGAP44). NCBI's taxonomy places the organism in Eukaryota, Metazoa, Chordata, Testudines, Dermochelyidae. Gene Ontology annotation, cellular component: dendritic spine; intracellular anatomical structure; presynaptic active zone. Gene Ontology annotation, molecular function: GTPase activator activity; protein binding. The transcript is spliced from 24 exons. Gene Ontology annotation, biological process: regulation of dendritic spine morphogenesis; regulation of actin cytoskeleton organization; positive regulation of GTPase activity. The record is from RefSeq and is a predicted model, not a curated record. Bases 275 to 3094 code for a protein of 939 amino acids.